CUCAAUUAACAAGCACGGCAGUCUCAUGUCUGAACUUGGCUCCUUUCUGACUGUGCACUCCCCACCGUCCUCCUGCAUCCCAGCUCUCUCCCCUCUCUCCGUCAGGCUCAUGUUCAUGUCCACUCCCCUCUGACUGGUUGUUUUCACUUUUCUGUGUUGUUUUCCUGCCCAGACGACAUCCGAGGCUGUAGGCUGACGCUGACAUGGCUCCCAAAAAGGACAGUAAUGGUCUUGACAACUAUGCAUUUGCACUUGAAGGACGCUCUCGUGAUCUGCCCGACGCGAAAAGUGAAGAUGACCUGGCCUCCUCCCAGGAUGGAGAUAAGCUAGCGUACUGUGUGACAGAUGUACCUCCGUGGUACUUGUGCAUCGUUCUAGGGAUCCAGCAUUGCUUGACUGCAUUCGGAGGUAUCAUCGCCAUCCCGUUGAUCCUUUCUCAGGGCUUGUGCCUGCAGCAUGACGGCCUCACCCAAAGCCACCUCAUCAGCACCAUCUUCUUCGUGUCUGGAGUUUGCACUCUGCUGCAGGUCACCUUCGGCAUUAGGCUGCCCAUCCUUCAAGGUGGCACGUUCACCUUGUUGGCCCCCUCCAUGGCAAUGCUGUCCAUGCCGGAGUGGCAAUGCCCCGCUUGGACCCAAAAUGCGAGCCUGGUCAACUCCACCUCCCCGGAGUUUACAGAAGUGUGGCAGAGUCGGAUGAGAGCACUCCAGGGCUCCAUCAUGGUGGGCUCGCUGUUCCAGGUGUUUGUCGGUUUCUCCGGCCUCAUCGGUCUCUUCAUGCGCUUCAUCGGGCCUCUCACCAUCGCUCCGACCAUCUCCCUCAUCGGACUGUCUCUGUUUGACUCAGCCGGCACGAGCGCUGGCAACCACUGGGGCAUCUCUGCCAUGACCACGGGACUGAUCAUCCUCUUCUCACAGUACCUCCGUCACGUACCUGUACCUUUUCCUACAUACAGCAAGGAUAAGAAGCUGCACACAUCCCGUGUCUACGUCUUUCAGAUUCUCCCUGUUUUGCUUGGAAUCACUUUGUCUUGGCUCAUCUGUUAUAUUUUGACGAGCUACAAUGUGCUACCUGCGGAUCCGAACCUGUACGGUUAUCUGGCUCGCACGGAUCUGAAGGGAGAUGUUCUGAGCCGAGCUCCCUGGUUCAGUUUUCCAUACCCAGGUCAGUGGGGGGUGCCGACUGUGAGCAUGGCAGGAGUUGUUGGCAUCCUCGCUGGUGUGAUUUCCUCCAUGAUAGAGUCUGUCGGGGACUACCAUGCUUGUGCCAGGCUGUCUGGGGCUCCGCCUCCUCCCAAACACGCCAUCAACAGGGGUAUCGGCAUCGAGGGAAUAGGCUGUCUGCUGGCCGGGGCCUGGGGAACAGGAAACGGUACCACCUCAUACAGCGAGAAUGUUGGAGCCCUCGGUAUUACAAAGGUUGGCAGUCGCAUGGUGAUAGUGGCGAGUGGCGUGUUGAUGGUCGCCAUGGGUGUGUUUGGUAAAGUGGGCGCCAUAUUCAGCACUAUUCCCUCCCCAGUGAUCGGAGGAAUGUUCAUGGUUAUGUUUGGGGUCAUCUCUGCGGCAGGAGUGUCUAAUCUGCAGUAUGCAAAUAUGAAUUCAUCUCGAAACAUCUUCAUCUUCGGCUUCUCCAUGUUCUCUGGCCUGGUCAUUCCCAACUGGAUACUGAAGAACCCCAGAACCAUCGCUACAGGUGUGGUGGAGCUAGACCAGGUGCUGCAGGUGCUUCUGACAACCAGCAUGUUUGUGGGAGGCUUCUUUGGCUUCAUUCUGGACAACACAAUACCAGGAUCUAAUCAUGAACGAGGCAUCCUCGCCUGGAACAAGGCUCACGAGGACGACUCCAGCAACACGCUGGAGAGCGGAGAAGUCUACAACCUUCCCUUCGGCAUCAGCUCCUACUUGUCGUCUUCGCCGUGGCUCCGGUACGUACCCUUCUGCCCUCCCGGCGAGAAAUCUGGAGUGGUUACCAGGUCUCUGGAGCCCAAGCGGCUGCUGGAAGGACACCCGGAACCUGCACAGAUCAUUGUUGGAGUCGGCCUUUGAGUUUCCAUCUCGCUCCAGCAUGCCAUUUUUUGGGGGGGUUUUUUUCCAAAAACAAUACCAACAGAGGCAGCUCAAUCUGGACCUAGUGUCCUCUGUCAAGGACGCUGUACUGCAACAACGUGGUGCAAAGUAUUUUCGAGUAUGACUUUUCGAGGUGACAUUUGCGGAUGACAGCUUGCAUAAGAAUGGCACAAUAAUGAUGAUUGUACAAUUAGUUUCCUCUGCUCUCAUCAGUCAGUCUUGUGAUCGCCCCCUGGUGCUAGUCAACAAACGCUGAAAAGACAUGUGAAUGUAACUCAUUACGACGUAAUUCAACAUACAUGUAAAACCAAUGUAUAGUUUCAUGUAUAUAUAUAUAUAUCUAGUACCUCAAGUGUGAAUCAACAUUUGCUGUGACAGUCCACAUUUUAAUGAUCUUUUCAUUAUCAGUCCAUGCACUUUACUUCAUUUUGGUGACACUUCCUCUCAGGCUCCUUUUAGCCGUCAGCAUCCAGGUUUAUGUCUCUUCACAUAAACCAGAACAACCCACUGAUCUUUUUUUCCUACAUGCAUAUUAAAAUAUCAAUAUCACAGA
Messenger RNA from Hippoglossus stenolepis (Pacific halibut), 2619 nucleotides. RefSeq names its product solute carrier family 23 member 4 (gene slc23a4). Gene Ontology annotation, cellular component: membrane. NCBI's taxonomy places the organism in Eukaryota, Metazoa, Chordata, Actinopteri, Pleuronectiformes, Pleuronectidae. Gene Ontology annotation, molecular function: transmembrane transporter activity. The record is from RefSeq and is a predicted model, not a curated record. The transcript has 12 exons. Gene Ontology annotation, biological process: transmembrane transport. The coding region runs from base 204 to 2045 and encodes 613 amino acids.